Sceloporus undulatus (fence lizard) is the source of this 2221-nucleotide messenger RNA. RefSeq names its product zinc finger protein 397-like. NCBI's taxonomy places the organism in Eukaryota, Metazoa, Chordata, Lepidosauria, Squamata, Phrynosomatidae. The transcript has 6 exons. Gene Ontology annotation, biological process: regulation of transcription by RNA polymerase II. The record is from RefSeq and is a predicted model, not a curated record. The coding region runs from base 246 to 1898 and encodes 550 amino acids. Gene Ontology annotation, molecular function: RNA polymerase II cis-regulatory region sequence-specific DNA binding; DNA-binding transcription factor activity, RNA polymerase II-specific.
UCAAAAGAAGCCAAAGGAGGGAAAGAAGGGAGCCAGGUGAGAGUUGGGGAAGGGAGAAGCCUGGAAAGAGGGGAGGAGAAGGAGGUCCUCUAUUGCCCAAACAGGUCACCCCCAGUUUGCUCCUGAUGCUGCUCUCCUCAAAAUGAAGGGUGCUUCAGCAAAGCAAGCUUAGGAACAUCUUUGCCCAGAGACAGAAGGAGAAUAACUGAUCCUAUUUGUGAUUUGACUGGCAUAAAAAAACAAAGAUGGAUGAGCCAGACAUAGGCCAUCCUGAAGGAGGAAGAGUCCCUGAUGGCAUUAGAGCUGGGAGCACUGGGGAGUUCUGGGAGAGGACAGUCCAGAAGAGGUUCCUGGGUGGGGACCUUGCCAACUCAAACAUUCAGCAGCAGCGCUUCAGGCAGUUCUCCUAUGAAGAGGGUGAAGGCCCCCGAGAGGUUUGCAGCCAACUCCACCAUUUCUGUCGUCAGUGGCUGAAGCCAGAGUGCCACACAAAAAAUGAGAUCCUGGACCUGGUGAUCCUGGAGCAGUUCCUGACUAUCCUGCCCCCAGAGAUGGAGAAGUGGGUCAGGGAAUGUGGGGCAGAAACCUGUUCUCAGGCGGUGGUCCUGGCAGAAGGUUUCCUCCUGAGCCAGGCAGAAGCAGAGAAGAAGCCAAAAGAGCCACAGCUCAAAAAUAUCUUGAGAGAAGUUGACUCUGAAUUCUCUGUGGCAGAGAAAGCUCCAUUGGACAUGAGGCAGAGUCCCCAGUGGAGAGAGAUCAAGCAGGAGUGUGAUGGAGGGCCCCCCUUGCAAGAGGAUGGAAUGAUGCCACCAACAAAGAUACAGUUCUCUCUUUCUCUUCUUUGCGGUGGAACAGAAACAGAUCAGGAUCUGUUGAUGUUUGAGGAAGUGGCUGUGUCUUUCUCCCCAGAGGAGUGGGCCCUGCUGGAUCCUGACCAGAAAGCCCUACAUAGGCAGAUCACAGUAGAGAUCCAUGGGAACAUGGCCUUCCUUGCAGAAAACUGGAGGAAAACACAUAUAUGUGCUAAGUUUGGGAAAUGUUCUAGGCAGCAACUGGAACUUACCAGCCACCAGCAAGCCCAAUAUUCAGAAACGGAACGUUAUAUCGGAGAGAAGCCCUCCAAAUGCAAUGUUUCUGGGAAUACAGCACUUGUGCCUUACAAGAGGCUCCAUGCUGGAAAAGAAUCCUUUGAGUGUGAAGUUCCUGCUAAAGCUUUUAAUGAUAAGUUGUACAGUGUUAACAAAGAAGCCCACGCAGUCAAGAAACUUCACAAAUGCCAGAAAUGUGGAGAAUGCUUUGCUUACCAGUCACUACUUAUCACACAUCUGAAAGCGCACACAGACGUUGUGGGCCAGUGCAAAACCAACACAGGAGAGAAACCAUUCCAAUGCCAGGAGUGUCAGAAAUGUUUUUCUCAAAAGGGAUACCUUGUGAUUCAUCAGAGGGUGCAUACAGGAGAGAAACCCUACACAUGUCAAGAGUGUGGCAAAUGUUUUGCUCAAAAGGCAAACCUUGUGAUUCAUCAUAGAGUGCAUACAGGAGAGAAGCCAUACAAAUGCCAGGUGUGUGGCAAAUGCUUUCCUCAUAGUUCAAACCUCCUGGUCCAUAAAAGAGUCCACACAGGCGAGAGACCCUACAAAUGCAAAGAGUGUGGGAAAUGUUUUUCUCAAAAGACAUGCCUCGUGAUUCAUCUGAGGGUGCAUACAGGAGAGAAGCCAUACAAAUGUCAGGAAUGUGAGAAAUGUUUUGUUUCCUGGCCAGAAGUCGUAAAACACCAAAGAGUCCACACAGGUGAAAAACCCUACAAUUGUCAGGAGUGUGGUAAACGUUUUGCUCAAAGAGCAACCCUUGUGAAACACCGGCAACACCACAGUGGAGAGAAACCGCAUAUUACGUAGUUGCUAGGCAGACCUGGCUUCCUGGCGACCGAUCACAGUUUGGGAAGGCUGUGAGGAAAGCUACGGGGGAUUAGAGUCAGGGAUUAGAUGGGGGGGGGUGGUUCAGUGAAGAUCUGAUAAAGAUUCUGACAGGAGAGGGAAUUCAGUACAGUUACUCCAGUAGGGACUGUGAUUCAAUUAGUCUAGUUAGGUCUGGUGGGUAUUCCUACUGAAAGUGAGAGAGUAGGAUGCAACGUAUUUGAAAGCAUAGCAAUUGUUUGUUGUUACUGUAACCACACUAAGCUUGAAGUAACCGAGAUAAGUUAUUUUAUUUCAUGAUGUUA